Owenia fusiformis is the source of this 3248-nucleotide messenger RNA. Lineage: Eukaryota; Metazoa; Annelida; Polychaeta; Sabellida; Oweniidae. The record is from the annotation of a GenBank genome assembly.
GGUUGAACUAAAACUUGUCAAUGGAUUAGACAAUCUUGUUUCACAGUAUUUCAUCUCAAAGGAAAGGCAUUGAGGGCUUAUUGUACAUAUUGGACUGAGAUUUAUUAGGGGCCAAAUCAAUAUAUUGAUAAUGAAAGUAAUUCAUUCCAUUUAGUUGAUAAAUAAAGUAGAAUCCAAUACUGCUUCAUUACUUGGCAACUAACUUUGUGAUAAAUGAAAAUAUAUUUUGAAAUAAUGAAUGACAGGUAUUUGACAUUAUAGAGUGGCAAAUUAUGAAACACUGGCAGGAAUUGUAUAGUUACAGUAGGAAAUGGAGUUGGAAAUUGAAUUAGAAGACCAAUAAUAUUGUUUAUUUAUACUUUAUGAAGCAGGUAUCAUUCUUUAUAUGGUAAUAAAAAUGUGGAGCAGAAUAGAAAUUAAAAGAAGUUCAGUGGAUUAAAUGAUCAAAUCAAAGAUAUACAUGGACAUCAUCAUAUUUCACAGAUAUCUGUCCAUUCAUUUUGGCUAAUUUGACUAGGAAAUGGACGCACAGUUGCAGUACACAAUCAAAAGAGCAAUGUCAGACAUGUGAGAUUCCAUAAUUGGAAUGAUCUAAACUGCAGUGAAGCUUCAUGGAUUUGAUACCAUCAGUGAUGAAUGUAAACAAAACUGAUAUAGGAUUGCCAAAAUCUCAUGAUUCAAAAAAGGAACCUCAGUUGCUGAAAAAAUCUGCAUCAGCAAAAUGUAAACGGACAUCUACACACAGAAUUGGAAUCGUUGAGCAGUACUUCAGGCCAAAAACAACCCAAAGUACACGUAACUUUAAACACAAAACAAACCAAUACAAUGGUGACAGCAGUGACACAUAUGGUUGCCAUGCCAAUAAGAGCAGUUACCAUGGAAACAAUCAAAGUAACUGUAACAGAUUACAAAGAAAUGGUCAGUUGGCAAAAUCUAUUAAAGAAUUCAGAAAAGAAUACGACUUUCAGGAAUCUAGAUUAGAUUUCAACAGACAAUUACUAACUAGAAACGUUCGUGAGAAGAGAGAAGCUAAUCAGGAAAAGUUAGAUGAAUCAAUUACUUGUAUCCAUGUACAAAAGGAAAAGGCAAGAAAGCAGUUCAAGAAGGCAAUACAUCUAGUCCUGAUUGUGUUAACAGUAAAGCAUUGUAUAUCACACAAAAGCAUGGAGGAAGACUGCAAGACAGCUACUGAACUACAUUGGCACAUCCUACAUAACAGAAAACACAGCAAAGAUAAACUUGUCUUUGAUAAACUGUUGUUUGCAAGAGAGAAGUCUUUUGCACGAUUUCCUUAUUGGGCAAGGCUAGUAACAGACCAACCAGCAGGGGAUCGGUCUGAGGUUGACUGUAGAAGACUUCAUGCCUUGUUGCGUGGCCUCCGAGGUUUCAACAAAUUCACAGAGACAAUACAACUUGCAUUGUGCCGUUCUAUGUCUUAUGUAAGAGUGGAGCCAGAAAGAGUAAUUCUGAGAAGGGGUCACACUGGGAUCUAUUUCUACUUCAUCUUCUCCGGCUCUGUGUUCAUUAACAUCCAACACUUUGAUCAGCACGGCAAUACAUUCAGCAAGACCGAACGUGUCCUCACCAGAGGAGAUUCAUUUGGGGAGGUUGCACUAUUAAAGGAUAUUCCACGAACUGCAACUGUCACAUGUCGCGAAGAGUGCGAACUGCUUGUAAUAGAAAGGGACAUUUUUGCAAAAAUAUGCCCUAAGAUAUUUGAUAUAGAGCACCAAGAGAAAGUUGAUUAUAUAAGAAAGCUUCCACUGUUGAAGAGUCUAUGGGAGAAGCAUGUAGUAGAAGGACUGGCCUAUGAAUGCCAACUCCAGGAACAUAGGGCUGGAAAGGUGGUUGUGGCAAAUAACACAGAAGAUGAAUGGGUUCAUAUUUGCAUGGAGGGCAGUUGUAGAAUUAGGAAAUGUCUGCUCCAUAAUGUAACAAUACAAGCAAGUAGAAAAGCCUCACAGCAAUCUUACAGAAGUCCCCAUGCAGCCCAUAUUCAAGUUUGUGAACAAGAUGAUGAUCUUACUACACCAGAAAGUGAAAUUACACAAAGGGAUUUAUCCAGAAAGAAAAGCAUAGUAGCAAAGGAAAGAAUGCUUGAGAUGAUUACAACAACAACAUACACAUAUGAAGACACUUAUAAUGAUAGAAAUGACCAUUCAGUAACAAAUGAUGUUUCAAGCACAGCCAACAGAAUCCCAAGCAGAGUGGUCACACCUCAUAGUCUUAUAUGCCACAGACUUCAGGAGAGUGGGAAACACUUUAUAGAUAUUGGGAAGCUUAUUCCUGGAGAUAUAUUUGAUUUGGCAAAUAUAGUAAGAGAGUACAAAAGAAAGCCACCAUUCACGAUGGGUUAUCUCACUUUAGUCAGUGGGGGAUGUAGAUUACUACGGAUCCCAAAGCAGACAUUCUUCAAAACACUCUCCAAACAGGGUUUGGAUUUGAUACAACAGGAAGCAAUGCUAAACUGUUACCCAUCUGAGGAAACAAUCCUUAAAUUGUACAAAGCUGAAGUAAAAUGGAACAAUUACAAACAUGAUGUCAUCAGAGAGGUGAUACUCCCUCAUACUCAUAGUAGGAAAUCACUCCUAGAGAAGUCUGACAGAGAAUACAUCAAACAAUUGGACAAAAAUGUGCAACUUUUGAAAACUUUAAUGGCUUAUGAGCUGAAAGAAAAAAACAUUAUUGAAAUGGAAAAGUUGCAAAGUUUGAAGCCUACAAAGCCAUUUGAUGAUAGAGACUUUAUGUAGCUUCAGCAGUAUUUUUCUCAUUAAUUUGUCCCAUUGUCAUCAACAUGGAUAGAUUCAAUAAAACCAGGAAUUGAUGUUAAAAUUGUGAUAAUUUGUGAUUUCUUGCAAGAUUCAUUAGCUUACAUAGAAGAAUAUUUUCUUCAUAUUUAAACGUUUCCAAGGUUUCAUGUUGUCAUAUUAUACUGAAAAGGGAAAAUGGAAUAUCAUUGACUGGGUAAUCCAAGUGGGAAUUCAGAUACCAACAUUUUAGUCUCUUUUAUAAACAUUUAUACAUGAUUUUACUUUUUAAACAAAAUAUACAGAAAGGUACAAAAAUGAUAACUCCAAAACAAAAUAACAUUUGGUUAAAUCAAAACAGGUAAACACAUAUUCAUGGAGGACUACAUUAUAUUAAAGCUAUUUCAAGCUUUUUAUUUGGCACCUAUUUUGUUAUCAAAGCAAAUUAUUCAAGCCAUUAUGUAACAAAAUCUUCCAAAGUCAAUAAAUACUGAGAAAUCA